AAGUAAGACCCGCCCACGACUCAGAGUACCGACUCCCGCCAAAACUUUGACUACCACUUAAAAUGUUGCUGUGGAGAUUUACUCUGGUUGGAGCUGCUCUUCUCUGAGGACACAACAAGGAGUCUGGCCAGCACACUAAGGGGCCCUGAGAGACCAAGGCAUGGUGGAGCUGAGCUUCACCCCUGAACAGAACAGUCCUGAGCAGUCUCACUGUCUCUCACAUCCCAAGGUUCAUGUGAAAUGAGAGAAACUGCCGGAAGCUGUUGUGGAAGCCAGACAGGAGUCUUCUUCUCAGACCUUCAUGGAGUCGUGAUGUGAUAUUAUAGUGCUUCCUCCUCUCCCUCAGUGAAACGCGGGACUUCUCUUCUGUGUUCCCAUGAGCCCUGUGCUGACGAGUUUAGUGUUCAGAACUGUGCAGAAAGUUGACCAAGAAGCAGCUCCAGGUGGAUCGAGCUCUGAGGAGAGAUACCUGGUCUCACAGAGACCAAACAAAGACCAGUUUCACCCCCUCAUGGCAACAGCGCUCCUUGAUCGCAGCGGCUUCCCAGCAGAGUACAACGAGCCUGUAGCACUGCAGACGCAACCCAGGAACGGUCCGAGGAACCUGAUGAAGAACUCAAGGUGUCAGACUGGCCUCCUUAUUCCCAGGAUCCUAAUCCAGUUGAGUCAGAACCAAGUCCCAUCAACGAUCCUUCUCGACUCAGACUUGUUAUGGUGCAUCAAUCGACAAAUUAGUCGAAUUACAUAGUGGUUAUCAUAAAAACUACUUAUUAAUGAAACAAAUUAGACACAUUUUAUUUUCAGUUAAUUCCUCCUGUUGUGUAACGUUGUGGUACAAAAGGAAGGAAGGCGGAGCAGCAGAGGAGGUGGAGAGAGAAUAAAAGCAUGGGGGGUGGAGUGUUUCCCAGUGAACUCAGCGGUGCACACAGCAACAUCAGUGACUCUGAGCUCAUGACAUGGCAACAAAAAUCAUCUACUUCACGGUGAACGGGAGACCAGAGCAGGCUGAGUUCCCACUGGACUGCCCGGCCCAGGAUGUCAAAGAUCUGUUCCGCUCUGCAGCCGAGGCGGGACCCCACGACAUCCUGAAGCUGUACAACCCCAGAGGCAACAUAAUCAACAUCUCCCCGAGUCUGGAGCCCAACAGCCCCAACUCCUGCUACAAGCUGGAGGUGGUGGCCUCCGACUGCAACAGUGAGCCGUUAGGUGCAGAACUUGCCGGUGCACUCGGAUUUGACCUCUUGUCCAUGGAGAAAAGACUUCAGGGCCUGGAGAAGAAAAUCUUGAUCGAGGCCGGUGAGACUCCUGCAGUCGUGUACGAGAUGAAGAAACAGAUCGACUCAUUCCGGGAGAAACUGGAGAGUGUGGAGCAUCUGAGCUGGCUGGGGUUGUUUAAAGACCUGUCAGAGGGAACACACAAGCCCUCCCCGUUCUACCACAAGAGAACCCUGCGCAAGACCAGGAAGGAGUGUGAGCAUGUACGGGAAAAGUUUCUCCAAAUGAGCUCCCUGGAGGUAUCAGACGAAGUGAGGCAGUACUUAAAGACUCCAACCUUUGAUAACUGGCAGUGGGAGGAUGCAGAGAUCAUGGUGCUCCUGCAGGUCAUGUACACAGAUCUGGACUUCAUCGCGACCUUCAACAUUGAGCCUCAAGUUCUGCAGCAGUUCCUGUUCGAAGUCUACAGAAGAUACAACAACAUCCCCUUCCACAACUUCAAGCACUGCUUCUGUGUUACACAGAUGAUGUAUGGUUUGAUCUGGCUGACUGACCUGAGGAGUAAGAUGGACAGCGUCGACCUGCUGAUCAUGUUGACCUCUGCAGUCUGCCAUGACCUCGACCACACAGGAUACAACAACGCCUAUCAGAUAAACGCUCGGACUGAACUCGCUCUCCGCUACAAUGACAUCUCUCCACUGGAGAACCACCACUGCGCUGUAGCUUUUGAGAUACUGGAGAAGACAGAGAGCAACAUCUUCAGAAAUCUGUCCAUGGAUCAGUACAAACAGAUCAGAGAAGGAAUCAUCAAAUGCAUCCUGGCCACUGACAUGACGAGACACAACGAGAUUCUCAACAAGUUCAAGUCCAUCCUGCCGGCUUUUGACUUCACCAGCAAGGAGCACCGAGAAGUGCUGAUGAUGAUUCUGAUCAAAGUGAGCGAUAUAUCCAACGAGGCGCGGCCCAUGGAGGUGGCCGAGCCCUGGUUGGACUGUCUGCUGCAGGAGUUCUACAACCAGAGUGAUAUGGAGAAGUUAGAGGGUCUUCCGGUCACCCCCUUCAUGGACCGGGACAAAGUCACCAAGCCUUCAUCUCAAACAGGCUUCAUCAGAUUUGUGCUUCUGCCUCUCUUCAUCGAGCUGGCCAACCUCUUCCCCUGCUUGGAGCAACACAUUAUCGACCCAGUGCGAAAAGCUCUGGAUUACUACACAGAGAUGGAGAAAGCUCUGGAGAGGGAGAAACAGAACCGGACCAUCUGUGAGAACGCAGCCAAGAAUAAGGAGACGGCGGCGGGCAGGCAGAGCUCAGCUGACGGCCACACGGACGCUGCCGGACCCGAUGCCUCAAAACCAGACGCACAGUGAGCUGUGAUUGGACGGCGACUCAAAGACUCAAAGAACUGACUCUCAUCUAAAGAUCGUAUGAUUUUUUUAUUGAUUUGAGCCAUUUAAAUCUGUACUUUUGUAUAUUUAUUUACUGGGCUAAGAUCAAGUAUGUCUUUCCUGUUGUAGUUUUUGGUGUAUGCACGCAAAUAUGACGUGAUGAGAUGAACAUAUUACUUUAUGAUUCUACUGAAAAGUUCAAUACAAAUGCUCAACAUAUUUAAAAGAGUAGAGCAACAUAUACGAAUUUGCUGAUAUUCUAUUUUAUUACAGAGACAGAUGAAAUCUUGGAUUAUAAAUACGUACAUUUCAGCAAAUAUUGCACUAUUGAUGUAUUGUCGAGGUAAACCAGUCAUAAGUGACAUUUCUUAUUAAAAAUCUCCAGUGUUGUGGGUUUGGUUGUGAUGCACAGGUAAUAAAACACACACCAGGUGUUGCCUUUUGCUCUUGUACCAUG
This is a messenger RNA of Acanthopagrus latus (yellowfin seabream), 3054 nucleotides long. RefSeq names its product high affinity cGMP-specific 3',5'-cyclic phosphodiesterase 9A. Lineage: Eukaryota; Metazoa; Chordata; Actinopteri; Spariformes; Sparidae. The coding region runs from base 957 to 2579 and encodes 540 amino acids. Gene Ontology annotation, biological process: cGMP catabolic process. The transcript has 17 exons. The record is from RefSeq and is a predicted model, not a curated record. Gene Ontology annotation, molecular function: 3',5'-cyclic-GMP phosphodiesterase activity.